GCCUUACAGUCAAAAUGGCGGACAACGAGGAUGACAGCGGUUCGACCAGAACAAUAACAGUCGUGGAGACCGUGGCCGCUCCGUGCACUCAGUCCGGGGAAAACGUACCGAGAGCGGCCGCCGACCAGAGCGGUCAGUCCAGGGAGGGUUCGCAGACAGUGUCUGGUGCAGAGACUAGUGAGUCCGGGGACAGUUUACCGGCGGAGUCUGGUGCUCAACUGACGGACUUCCUACAAAGCGGCCCAGAGGAACAGAGCAUCCUGGUGGGCACAGAGUUCACUGGCCUGGGUCCGGACCUGGUUAAUACCACCAUCAUUUACGUGCAGCCCGACGGUAGCCUAGUGGAGGGCUCCGGACUGACGGCCGAGGAACAGCAGGCUCUUGUGGAUCAGCUCACCAAGCAGCAGAUCGUCCAGGUCUCCGACACCGAGGCAGCCCACCUGCUCCAACAGAGUCCGCUUGUCAAAACCAUCCCCUUCCACAACACGGCCCUGGACCCGAGUCAGCUGCAGCAGGUCAUCAACCAAGUCACUAAGUCCCAGCAGCAGGUUCAUGUCCAGGUUCCCCAGCAGAUCCUGAAGCAGCAGGUCCAGGUCCCCCAGCAAGGUCUGAAAAACCAGAAGCAGGAUCAUAUCUCUCAGCAAAACUUAAAGACCACUACCCAGAACAAUGCCUCCCAGCAGCUGAAGAGCGUCGCCCAGCAAUUUGCAAUGCAGACCAGCAGCUCAGUCCAGGUGGUUCAGAAGAAGUCGGAGCCCAUCAGGAUCCAGAUCCAAGUUCCUCCCAAGCAGGAUGUUAAGCCUGGCUCCACCCCCCAACAGAAGACUGUGGCUGUCAGUCAACCACAGGUAAAAAUGUCAGCCAAUGGCAGCAUGAGCAGCGCUCAGGUCAUCCACAUCCAGCCUGUGGUUGGUCAGCACGGUCAGCAGUUCUUCCUGCAGCAAUGCCCUGGAGACCCCCCAAUCCAGCUGCUGCUGCAGAGCCCUGCCCCUGUCGUUGGAUCUUUGCUCCCAUUGGUUCACAAGGUCACAGGCCAGACGACAUCAGCAGGCACCACCUCCAGUCCGAGCCAGAAACCUGCCGUGUCCCCCAUCAGAGUCCAGACCCCCUCCACCAUUAAGACCCCACCCCCCUCCAUCAUCAAGACCCUGCCCACGUCCACUGCUAAAACUAUUAGCAUCCCACUAAUUAAAACUGCAGCCAAUGGCACGACAGCUGCCAGUAAGAAUCCCAUGAAACCAUCUGCAGUCAUUGCAGCGGUCCCAGUUCAGAGCACCACACCUGCUGCUACCCGGCCUGCUACAAUAGUCCCAUCCCCUGCAGUGAAGGACAGAGGUACAGAAAAAGACAAAGAGAAAAAGGUGAAGAAGAGAGAAAAGAAAGGCGUGAAGGUCCAGACCAGAUCUGGUCGAGUGUCCAGACCCCCAAAGUACAAAGCUAAAGAUUACAAGUUCAUAAAAAUGGAGGACCUGGCCGACAGCCACCAGUCUGACUCUGACGACUACUCUGACAUGAGUGUGGAGGAGGAGGACGGUGGGAUAAAGGAUGGCCCCAUGUCUGGCACCUCCCCCUCCCUCACCUACAGCCACAAGUCCCGGUCUCACCAUUGCCAGACCUGCGACAAGGCCUACAUUGGUCCUGGAGGCCUGAACCGGCACUACAAACUGAACCCUACCCACGGAGAGCCUGAUCUUCCCAGCAGCUCGCCAAGCAACACACUACAUCCCCUAAGAGACGACAGCCAGUCACAGGAGACAACAGAAGGAGAUGUCAAAGAGGAGGAGGAGAAGAAGAAGAAGGAGGAGGACAAACCUGCUGCCACAGCAACAAACAGAGUGGAUGGAGUUCCCGCAGCAACUGUUGGACUCAGGGGCCUCCCAUACCGGGGCCCUGGCCGGCCUCGAGGACGAGGUAGAGGCAGGGGGAGAGGCCGAGGACGGGGUCGAUCCCUGGGCCCGCCUCCAAAGUUCUCUCAGGUGACGGGGGGCCUCAUCAGUAGGCGGGGCCGUCGAGGUCGACCUCCAAAGCUCACUGCUAUCACAACAACCACAGAACAACAGGGGGAGAGAAGACAAGACCGUCUGCAGGAGCUGGUGGAGCAGUGUGAGGAUGAGGAGCUGAUGGAUAUCGUUCUUCCUCGUUUGACCAAAAUGUUGAGUCUAUGGGAGCUGCUGCUGGCAAAGGUAGAGCGUGGCGGUCAGGCUCGGACUCGGUUUCCGGACAUUUAUCGUGAGUUUGAGUCCUUGCAGGCCCAGGUGAGACAGGCUGCUCAGGACUACAUCCUCAGCCCACAGGACGGAGCUGUGCCACUGGAGGUCAGGAACAUCGAGGUUGCCAGGUCUCUGGGCAUCCUGGACGAGGUGAACAGGAUGAAGGUAGUUCCUGGAGCAUCUCCAAGCCCCAAUCUGACCAAUAAGAACGUGCGAUACAUGGAGAAUUCCAAGAUGCUGCCACCUUCAAAGAGAUUCAAGAUGGAGAACAGCAUUCCAGUUCACCAGAACGGCAUAGGGACACUCAAAACAGGUGAGACCCCUGUGACCUCUGUGACCUCCUCUCUGAAACCCUGCUCGGUUUCUGUGUCUCCUCUGGUGAUUCCAGCUGCGUCCAAACUGCUGACUGCUGCUGACUCUGCCUCCAGCUCCUCUGGCUCCACCCAGCCCCCGCCCUCUGUUACGCCUAUGGAGAUAAGCCCAGGUGAGAACCAGGAGGAGGGACCUCUGCAGGCAAGUCAGGACCAGGUCCUGAGCACUGACUUCACAAGCCAGGUGAAGGAGCUAGAGAGAGCUUUGGGUUCAUGUCCAGAGACUGCUGCAGACUCAAAGACACCUCAGUGCAGCUCAGUCCAGAUCCUGACUUCCUCUCAGCUUCAGCAGAGGGACUCCUCCCAGUCGGAGUCCAGCUCCACGGACCCCUGCGAGCCUAAAGAGCUGCAGGAGGGUCAGGAGAUAUACAUCCAGACAGAGGGGCUGACGGUCCAGAUGGCAGAACCUGGAUUAGACCGGAUUGUGAUCGUCAACGGGCCAGACGGGACAACCAUGCACAUCCAGACCCCAGAGGGGGUUCCCCUGGAGGCAGUCCAGGCUCUGCUGGGCAUUGAGGCCUCUGACGGGGGCCAGAACUCCACAGUGAACUGAACUGAUCAGAAUCCAGGCUGACUGGACUGAGCAAGACCAGAACCUGACCUGAACCUGACACAUCACUGACUGGGAGAGUGUGUAUUCAUGAGGCACUACCAGCUGUGAUUCCUACACAGCUUCAUCCACACAGGUGCCCAACAGCAGAACACACCUGGACUCAUGAACAUGUGGACCUGCGGCAGUCUUAAAAACACAAAUCAACACGACUCGCUGGAGUUGGAACACAAACACGCAUGUCAGUUUAGGACAACUUUAUGUCAUACCUGUGGGUGUGGCGAACUCAGCAGCCUGCAGGGGGCACUGACAUACCUUCAGACUGCUAGUUUUGUGGUUUCAGAUGUAACACCUGAGGUUUUAAUGUCACACCUUUGUUGUUCCAGUCGUCAUUUCUUCAGACUGAACGUUCUGUUUACAAAAACACUGAAGAUCUUCCAAAACCACAGAUUAAGUUUUUCUCAGUUUAAGGCUGCCAUCAAUCAGCUCAUCUUCAUGUUGUUAUAUUUUGUGGUGCUCAUUUGUCUGGUUUCUACAUAUAACUUGAUCCAUAAAUCCUGAUCAAUGGAUCCUGACCUCAGCUUAAUGAACUCUAUGUCUAAAUGAGCAACAUUAUUUCAACAUCGGUUUGUGAUGGCUUAGUGUCCGCGAUGAACAGACAGUCUUACUUAUUGUCUCAAUUCAGCUUGUUGUUUGAUUGGUUCAUUCAUUUCUUACCUGUGAUGAUGUCAGCGGCAGCAGGUUUUUAAGAAUCUGGAGUGAUUGUAAAUUUGUAAAAAAAAAAAACAUUUUUCAGUGUUUCCAUACUUGGACUCAUUCAUUUAAAAACAGAAACUGGUUAGUUGGAUGUUUAUAUAUGUAGAUAAAUCUGAAAAACAAAGUUUAAAAAAAAGUUGCACUAUUUUAUUACUUUUUAUAAAACUUCACAGCAAAACAUUUUCCAAGCGUAAACUUAACGUUUGUACUCGUUUGGAGAAUUGAUGUGAGGAUGGACUGAAAACAGUUUGGAGGAGUUUAAACUUAUCUGUUGACUGAGUGCUGACUGCAUCAAACACAUUUCAUGUUCCUCCAAUAAACGGAUGAGACAAACUCA
Messenger RNA from Scatophagus argus, 4224 nucleotides. RefSeq names its product zinc finger protein 839 (gene znf839). The transcript has 10 exons. The record is from RefSeq and is a predicted model, not a curated record. Lineage: Eukaryota; Metazoa; Chordata; Actinopteri; Scatophagidae. Bases 15 to 3134 code for a protein of 1039 amino acids. Gene Ontology annotation, molecular function: protein dimerization activity.